Molecule: messenger RNA, 3648 nt
Organism: Sinocyclocheilus anshuiensis
Lineage: Eukaryota; Metazoa; Chordata; Actinopteri; Cypriniformes; Cyprinidae
Product: NACHT, LRR and PYD domains-containing protein 12-like
Exons: 14
Coding region: 35-3391 (1118 amino acids)
Molecular function (GO): protein binding
Source: RefSeq, a predicted model, not a curated record
AUAAAAAGGUGGAGGAUGUUUUUUAAUUGAUUAAAUGUUGCAAGGUGAGUGCUCACGUUUCGAGACGCUCUACAGGAUCCGUUAUACUGAAUCAUUGUGUUUGAAAUUUCCAUCCAGAGUCAGUGGUUUAGAUCAGAUUCUGUUUCAACUGCUCGGCUCCAUCAUGGAUGACACACAAACAUUCAGAGAUGAAGAUAUUUCUCAAGGAUGCAGUUCAGUUCAUCAAACGAGAUCAGAACCAGAGCCCAGCUGUGUGUCUAUAAGGAGUGACAGGUCUAUGGAUCAUAUAAUAGAGUUAAAGAGUGGAGAUACACAGCCUGAUCUCAGUUCAGUUCAUCAAACGAGAUCAGAACCAGAGCCCAGCUGUGUGUCUAUAAGGAGUGACAGGUCUAUGGAUCAUAUAAUAGAGUAUAAGAGUGGAGAUACACAGCCUGAUCUCAGUUCAGUUCAUCAGAGGAGAUCCGAACCAGAACCCAGGUGUGUGUCUAUGAAGAGUGAGAGGUCUGUGGAUCAUCCAGUACAUUUUAAGAGUGGAGAUACAAAGCCUGAUCACAGCCAUGAAGUCCUCAACACGUUUAGAUCAAAUCUGAUAAAGAAGUUUCAGUGUCUCUAUGAAGGAGCAGCACAGCAGGGAAACCCAACACUCCUGAAUGAGAUCUACACAGAGCUCUACAUCACAGAGAGUGAGAGUGGAGAGAUCAGUAAUGCGCAUGAGUUGAGACAGAUUGAGACACAAUCCAGGAGAGUAGCAACAGAGGACACACCGAUCAAAUGCAAUGACAUCUUUAGAGCUUUACCUGGACAAGACAAAGCCAUCAGAACUGUGCUGACAAAGGGAGUCGCUGGCAUUGGAAAAACAGUCUCUGUGCAGAAGUUCAUUGUGGACUGGGCUGAAGGGAAAGCGAAUCAGGACGUCCACCUCAUAUUUCCACUUCCUUUCGGAGAGCUCAAUUUAUUGAAGAACCAAACAUUCAAUCUUCAAGAUAUUCUGCAACUUUUCAUGGGCACAAAACAACUUGAAAUCUCUCCAACUGAAGGUAAAAUCAUUUUCAUCUUCGAUGGUUUGGAUGAGUGUCGUCUGUCUCUGGAUUUCCACAACAACGUGAAGUUGUGUGAUGUGACUGAAUCAGCCUCAGUAGAUGUGCUGCUGACAAACCUCAUUGCGGGGAAUCUGCUUCCCUCUGCUCUCAUCUGGAUCACCUCCAGACCAGCAGCAGCUGAUCUCAUUCCCUCCAAGUGUGUCCAUCGAAUGACAGAGGUACGAGGCUUCAAUGACCCUCAGAAGGAGGAAUACUUCAGGAAGAGAAUCAGUGAUCAGAGUCUGGCCAAUAGAAUCAUCUCACACCUGAAGUCGUCAAGAAGCCUCUACAUCAUGUGCCACAUCCCAGUGUUCUGCUGGAUCUCAGCCACUGUUCUAGAGAAGAUGUUGAGCGAAGCAGAGAGUGGAGAUAUUCCCAAGACUCUCAGUCAAAUGUACACACACUUCCUGAUCCUUCAGACCAACAUCAAACAUGAGAAGGACUAUGAGAAGACAGUGAAAGAUGAAGACAUGAUUCUCAAACUGGGGAAAGUGGCUUUUCAGCAGCUUGUGAAAGGCAAUGUGAUCUUCUAUGAGGAAGACCUGAGAGAGUGUGACAUUGAUGUAACAGAAGCAUUAGUUUACUCCGGAUUGUGCUCUCAGAUCUUCAGAGAGGAGUUUGGCUUGUAUCAAGGGAAAGUCUUCUGCUUUGUUCAUCUGAGCGUUCAGGAGCAUCUAGCUGCUCUAUACGUGCACCUUUCCUGUAUAAACAACAACACAAAUGUGUUUGAUCCAAGCACCAAACAAAGACCACUAUCGAAAGUUUUGAAUUGGUUUCAGAAUAAUUUAUUAUCUGAGCUGCACGAGAGAGCUGUGGAUGAGGCUCUACAGAAUAAAAAUGGACACCUGGACCUUUUCCUGCGGUUUCUUCUGGGUCUGUCAGUGGAGUCUCAUCAAAAUCUCCUACAAGGACUAAUGACACAGACGAGAAGCAGCUCUGACAGCAAUAAAAAAACAGCUGUGUACAUCAAGAAGAAGAUCAGGACCAUUGACUCUCCAGAGAAAUUCAUCAAUCUGUUCCACUGUCUGAAUGAACUGGGUGAUCAUUCACUAGUGGAGGAAAUACAACAGUAUCUGAAAUCUGGAACAAUAAAGGGAGCCAAACUCUCUUCAUCUCAGUGGUCUGCCGUAGCUUUUGUGCUGUUGACAUCAGAGAAGAAGCUGGAUGAGUUUGAUAUUAAUAAGUUUGUUGAAGGAAACAAUGAAACCGAAAAACUGGAAGUUUUUCAGAAGCUGCUGCCUGUGAUUAAAGAAUCCAGAUCAGUUCAGUUGAGGUGUUGUGGUGUCACAGAUGAAGGUUGUGCUGCUCUGGCUUCAGCUCUGAGAUCAAACCCCUCUCACCUGAGAGAUUUGGAUCUGUCUGGGAAUAAAAUAAAAGAUUCAGCCUUGACAUCCCUCUCUGCUGUCCUGGAAGAUCCUCACUGUAAACUGGAGAAACUGUGGUUGAGUUAUUGUGGUGUCACAGAUGAAGGUUGUGCUGCUCUGGCUUCAGCUCUGAGAUCAAACCCCUCACACCUGAGAGUACUGGAUCUGUCAUUGAAUAAAAUAGGAAAUUUGUUGAGUCUGCUCUCUGCUGUACUGGAGGAUCCUCACUGUAAAUUGGAGAUACUGAGGUUGUAUAAUUGUGGUCUUACAGAUGAAGGUUGUGCUUCUCUGGCUUCAGCUCUGAGAUCAAACCCCUCACACCUGAGACAACUGAAUCUGUCUGGGAAUAUAGUAGGAAAUUCAGUGAAUCUGCUCUCUGCUGUACUGAAGAAUCCUCACUGUAAACUGGAGAAACUGUGGCUUAUGUAUUGUGGUGUCACAGAUGAAGGUUGUGCUGCUCUGGCUUCAGCUCUGAAAUCAAAUCCCUCACACAUGAGAGAACUGGAUCUGACUGGGAAUAAACUAGGGAGUUCUAGUGUGAAUUUGCUCUCUGCUGUACUGGAGGAUCCUCACUGUAAAUUGGAGAUACUAAGGUUGAGUGAUUGUGGUGUCACAGAUGAUGGUUGUGCUGCUCUGGCUUCAGCUCUGAGAUCAAACCCCUCACACCUGAGAGUACUGAAUCUGUCUGGGAAUAAACUACAAGAUUCAAGCAUGAAGUUUCUCUCUGCUGUACUGGAGGAUCCUCACUGUAAACUGGAGAAGCUAGAGUUGUGUUAUUGUGGUGUCACAGAUGAAGGUUGUGCUGCUCUGGCUUCAGCUCUGAGAUCAAACCCCUCUCACCUGAGAGUACUGGAUCUGACUGGGAAUAAAGUAGGACAAUCUGAAGUAAAGUUUCUCUCUGAUUUGAAAGGUGAUCCACAUUAUAAACUGGAGGAACUAUACUAUUGACUCUCAGUACUUCGAUGUCAGUCCAGUUUCCUCAGGAUCAGCUGAUGGUAAAUGAGCCACUACAGAGACUGAAGACACAGAGACUGAACUCACUAUUUAAUUUAAUAAUAAAUAAUUUGAUAAUAAAUCCUUUUAUACAUGAAAAUGAGUGAUUUAAAAGCACAAAGUGACAAAAUCAGGGCACUUUCAUUUUAAUCAAGACAUGGUGUAUAUAAGAGAUUUAUUGUGCAUUGUCAUUUAUUAAUAUAACUUUGAAA